AUGAAUGGCCAGAUUUGUCCCGCAGUCCUCCUAUCCACGCGCGACAACAAACUCAUGAAAGCCUACCACGCCCUUCAAGACUUCAUCUUCGACGGACAAUGGGCGACCCACGUAACGUGGCUGCUGACCACUCUAGCCAAGGAUUUCAGCCCCGCUGAUAAUCAAGUGCUGGUGCUGCCGCAAGACUCCUUCUUCCCUUCGUCGUGGGAAAUGCAAGAUCUAAAGGAAUUAUACGGCGUACAUGAGGACGCCGGCGAGCCUGCUGUCAACAACCACCCUAUCGACAACCUGACAGACUUCAUCGAGAACUUCCAGCUCAUUCCGCCAAACACCUGGCAGAGAGAUUGGCGCUUAUCUUCCGAAUAUGUGCUCGCGCAGAACAGUAACUUUGCGCGGCUUGUGUAUCCGGCUGUGAAGCAUGCGCUGGAUAAUGGGUUUCUGGAUGGGGCCAAGGGUCACGUCAUUGAUCAAGGAAGCACCGCAGCGGGGGCAGCAGAAGGAGCUGGGCGGAGCAGCGGCUGA
This is a messenger RNA of Letharia columbiana, 522 nucleotides long. RefSeq lists its product as uncharacterized. Bases 1 to 522 code for a protein of 173 amino acids. Lineage: Eukaryota; Fungi; Ascomycota; Lecanoromycetes; Lecanorales; Parmeliaceae. The transcript has 2 exons. The record is from RefSeq and is a predicted model, not a curated record.